Molecule: messenger RNA, 8551 nt
Organism: Salarias fasciatus (jewelled blenny)
Lineage: Eukaryota; Metazoa; Chordata; Actinopteri; Blenniiformes; Blenniidae
Product: disco-interacting protein 2 homolog C-like
Exons: 38
Coding region: 466-5325 (1619 amino acids)
Source: RefSeq, a predicted model, not a curated record
CUCCAGGUGAUGGCUGGUACUGCCUCUCCUCUUCCUCCUCCUCCUCCCUCCUUCCUCCGUAGCGUCACGUGACACCAGUGGCAAGAAGCUGCAAACAGCUCCUCAUCAUCACCAUCAUCAUCAUCACCGCCACUACCGCCACCACAACCACCGCAACGGCAGCGUCGAGAGCGGAGCGAGCCACCGGGGUCUUCACCGAACCGAGGAGCGGCGGGCGCCAUGGCGGGCCCCCGUUAAGAAGAGCCACAGCCAGAUUUCUCCUCUUUGUUCUCCCCCUCGACGCCUCGCAGUCUUUCCGCGCCUCCGCCGAGGAGGGGCCGCCGAGGAGAAGCUCUCCCUUUCGGAGGAGGAGGAGGCGGAGGAGGGAGGAGGAGGAGGCGGCGGCGACGGCGGCGGUGGUCGCAGCGGGAGGCAGCAGCGGUCGAACCGGGGAGGGAGGUGUUUUCUGCGGGGCGAGCCGGCCGAAUGGCGGACCGAGAGGCGUCGCCGAUCCCGCUGGAGAUCCGAGCCCGGCUGGCGGAGCUGGAGCUGGAGCUGUCAGAGGGGGACAUCACUCAGAAGGGUUAUGAGAAGAAGAGGUCCAAGCUGAUCAGGGCAUAUGUGCCACAUGCUGGAGGUAUGGAGGGGCCGAUGUCCCACAGGGCCCCGCUCGGCCCGCCCUCCGCGGCCCGUUUCCACCGGCGGAGGACGUCCGGCACCAGAGACGAGCGCUACCGAUCAGACGUCCACACCGAGGCGGUGCAGGCCGUGUUGGCGCGGCAUGUUGAGCGGAAGGUGGCGGUGCCCAUGCCCUCCAAAAGACGCUCCCUGGUGGUGCAGACCUCCAUGGACGCGUACACGCCUCCAGGCCUGUCCCCCCUGUGCUCAGACUCCUCGUCGGGCUCGGAGGAGGAGGCGGGGCCGGGCGACGACAUGUCGGGCAUGGAGCACUGGAUGAGCCGCCCCUCGCAGCUAGGCCCCGCCCACCUGGGCUCCACCUCCUCCUCGUCCUCGUCCACGCAGAGCGGCGGCAGCGGGAACGCCGGGCGGCUGGCCGACUCCCUGGCGCACACGCACCUCUCGCACCUGGCGCACACACACCUGGCACACACACACCUGGGCCAGUCGCACCACCUGUCGCAGUCGCACCACGGUAUCGGACACCUCUCUCUGAAGAGGAAGGGAGCUCUGAGCGUGGCGGAGAACGGCGGAUCUCUGCGGCGGUCCUGCGAGUUCGGCUCCGACAUGCUGUGGCCUCCUCCGCUGGAGUCAGACGAGAACCACUCGGCGCCUCCGGACGUGACGGGAUACUCGUCGGACUCGUCCCACUCGCACACGGAGCGCCACCACAUGGCCAACAUGGGCACCAUCGCCAGGAACACUCAGAAGUACGGCAACGCGGAGCGCAUGGAGACGGGCGACGGCGUCCCCGUCAGCAGCCGCGUGUCGGCGAAGAUCCAGCAGCUGGUGAACACGCUGAAGCAGCCGCGCAGACCCCCGCUACGAGAGUUCUUCGUGGACGACUUCGACGAGCUCCUCGAGGUCCAGCAGCCGGAUCCCAACCAGCCGCGGCCGGAGGGGGCGGAGAUGAUGCCGGUGCGGGGGGAGGCGCUGGGCGUGGUCACCAACUGGCCACCGUCGCUGGAGGCGGCGCUCCAGCGCUGGGGAACCAUCUCCCCCAAAGCGCCCUGCCUCACCAGCCUGGACACAGCGGGGAAGCCCCUCUACGUGCUCACAUACGGGAAGCUGUGGUCUCGCAGCAUCAAGCUUGCCUACAACAUCCUCCACAAACUGGGCAGCAAGCAGGAGCCCAUGGUGCGACCGGGCGAUCGGGUGGCGCUGGUGUUCCCUAACAAUGACCCGGUGGCCUUCAUGGUGGCCUUCUACGGCUGUCUGCUGGCCGAGGUGGUGCCCGUCCCCAUCGAGGUGCCGCUCAGCCGCAAGGACGCCGGCAGCCAGCAGAUCGGCUUUCUGCUGGGCAGCUGCGGCGUUACCGUGGCGCUGACCAGCGAUGCCUGCCACAAGGGUCUUCCCAAGAGCGCAACAGGAGAGAUCCCGCAGUUCAAAGGUUGGCCCAAGCUGCUGUGGUUUGUCACCGAGUCCAAACACCUCUCCAAGCCUCCCAGAGACUGGUUCCCCCACAUCAAAGACGCCAACAACGACACGGCGUACAUCGAGUAUAAAACCUGUAAGGACGGCAGCGUGCUGGGAGUCACAGUGACCAGGAUCGCUCUGCUCACACACUGCCAGGCGCUCACCCAGUCCUGCAGCUACACCGAGGCCGAGACCAUUGUGAACGUGCUGGACUUUAAGAAGGACGUGGGGCUGUGGCACGGCAUCCUGACGAGUGUGAUGAACAUGAUGCACGUGAUCAGCGUGCCCUACUCGCUGAUGAAGGUCAACCCUCUGUCGUGGAUCCAGAAAGUCUGCCAGUACAAAGCUAAGGUGGCCUGUGUGAAGUCCAGAGACAUGCACUGGGCUCUGGUGGCCCACAAAGACCAGAAGGACAUCAACCUGAGCUCGCUGCGCAUGCUGCUGGUGGCCGACGGAUCGAACCCCUGGUCCAUCUCCUCCUGCGACGCCUUCCUCAACGUCUUUCAGACCAAAGGGCUGCGAGCCGAGGUCAUCUGCCCCUGCGCCAGCUCCCCCGAGGCGCUGACGGUGGCCAUCAGGAGGCCGGUGGAGGACAGCAGCCAGCCGCCGGGCCGAGGCGUCCUGUCCAUGCAGGGCCUGACGUACGGCGUGGUGCGAGUGGACACGGAGGAGCGGCUGUCGGUGCUCACCGUGCAGGACGUGGGCACCGUCACCCCCGGAGGCCUGGUGUGUGUGGUGAAGCCGGAGGGCGUCCCUCAGCUCUGUCAGACGGACGAGAUCGGGGAACUGUGCGUGUGCUCCAUCGCCACCGGCACGUCCUACUACGGCCUGACGGGGAUGACCAAGAACACCUUCGAGGUUUACCCGGUGAGCGCCGGCGGCGGCCUGAUCAGCGAGUACGCCUUCGUGCGGACCGGCCUGCUGGGCUUCAUCGGGCCCGGCGGCCUCGUCUUCAUCACCGGCAAAAUGGACGGCCUCAUCAUGGUGAGCGGGCGGAGGCACAACGCCGACGACAUCGUGGCCACGGCGCUGGCGGUGGAGCCCAUGAAGUUCGUGUACCGGGGCAGGAUAGCCGUGUUCUCAGUGACCGUGCUGAGGGACGAGAGGAUCGUGGUGGUGGCCGAGCAGAGACCGGACUCCACCGAGGAGGACAGCUUCCAGUGGAUGAGCCGUGUGCUGCAGGCCAUCGACAGCAUCCACGGGGUGGGGGUCUUCUGCCUGGCCCUGGUCCCGGCCAACACCCUCCCCAAGACCCCCCUGGGGGGCAUCCACCUGUCAGAGAUCAAGCAGCUGUACCUGGAGGGGGGGCUGCACCCCUGCAACGUGCUGAUGUGCCCCCACACCUGCGUCACCAACCUGCCCAAGCCCAGGCAGAAACAGCCAGAGAUCGGACCCGCCUCUGUGAUGGUGGGGAAUCUGGUGUCAGGGAAGAGGAUCGCUCAGGCCAGCGGCAGAGACCUGGGACAGACCGACGACAACGAUCAGUUCCUAUUCCUGUCUGAAGUUUUGCAGUGGCGAGCUCAGACCACCCCAGACCACGUCCUGUACACCCUGCUCAGCUCCCGGGGAGCGGUGUCCAACUCCCUCACCUGCCUGCAGCUGCAUAAGAGGGCGGAGCGAGUGGCGGCGCUGCUGAUGGAGCGAGGCGGCCUGCAGGAGGGCGACCACGUGGCUCUGGUCUACCCGCCAGGAAUCGACCUGAUCGCGGCGUUCUACGGGUGCCUGUACGCCGGCUGCGUGCCCAUCACGGUGCGGCCGCCUCACCCGCAGAACAUCUCCACCACGCUGCCCACCGUCAAGAUGAUCGUCGAGGUCAGCCACUCGGCCUGCGUGAUGACCACGGCCGUCAUCUGUAAGCUGCUGCGCUCCAAGGAGGCCAUGGCCACCGUGGACAUCAGGAACUGGCCUCCUGUCCUGGACACCGACGACCUGCCAAAGAAGAAGCCUCCGGCUCUCUAUAAGCCCACCAACCCCGACGGCCUGGCUUAUCUGGACUUCAGCGUGUCCACCACCGGCAUGCUGGCCGGCGUUCAGAUGUCCCACAAUGCAGUGGGGGCGUUCUGCCGGUCCGUGAAGCUGCAGUGCGAGCUCUACCCGUCCAGAGAAGUGGCCAUCUGUCUGGAUCCGUACUGCGGCCUCGGCUUCGUCCUCUGGUGUCUCUGCAGCGUGUACUCGGGCCACCAGUCCAUCCUGAUCCCCCCGGUGGAGCUGGAGUCGAACCCGGCACUGUGGCUGCUGGCCGUCAGCCAGCUGAGGGUGCGAGACACCUUCUGCUCCUACAGCGUCAUGGAGCUGUGCACCAAAGGCCUGGGCCUGCAGACCGAGGCGCUCAAGGCUCGGGGUCUGGAUCUGUCCCGGGUGCGAGCCUGUGUGGUGGUGGCGGAGGAGAGGCCCCGGAUGUCCCUCACACACUCCUUCUCCAAGCUCUUCAAAGACCUGGGCCUCCACCCGCGCUCCGUCAGCACCGCCUUCGGCUGCAGGGUCAACCUGGCCAUCUGCCUGCAGGGCACGUCAGGACCGGAUCCGACCACUGUGUACGUGGACAUGAGAGCGCUGCGACACGACAGGGUUCGGUUAGUAGAGAGAGGCUCUCCUCACAGUCUGCCCUUAAUGGAGUCCGGCAAGAUCCUGCCUGGAGUUCGAAUCAUCAUCGCCAAUCCUGAGACAAAAGGUCCGCUCGGAGACUCACAUCUGGGAGAGAUCUGGGUGCACAGCGCUCAUAACGGCAGCGGCUACUACAGCGGGUACGGCGAGGAGGUCCUGCAGUCGGACCACUUCAACUCCCGGCUCAGCUUCGGGGACACGCAGACCGUCUGGGCCCGGACCGGGUACCUGGGCUUCCUCCGCCGCACCGAGCUCACCGACGCCAACGGAGAGAGGCACGACGCUCUGUUCGUGGUGGGCGCUCUGGAGGAGGCCAUGGAGCUGCGGGGGAUGAGGUACCACCCCAUCGACAUCGAGACCUCCGUCAUCCGCGCGCACAAGAGCAUCAUGGAGUGCGCGGUCUUCCCCUGGACCAACCUGCUGGUGGUGGUGGUGGAGCUGGAGGGCUCGGAGCAGGAGGCCCUGGACCUGGUUCCCAUGGUGACCAAGGCGGUGCUGGAGGAGCACUACCUGAUCGUGGGCGUGGUCGUGGUGACGGACAUCGGCGUCAUCCCCAUCAACUCCCGCGGCGAGAAGCAGCGCAUGCACCUCCGCGACGGCUUCCUACAAGACCAGCUCGACCCCAUCUACGUGGCCUACAACAUGUAGCCUGCCUGUGUGUGUGUGUGUGUGUGUGUGUGUGUGUGUGUGUGUGUGCGGAUGUGUAUGUGUGUGUGUGUGUGUGGGAGCGAGCAUGCGUUUGUAUGCUGUGCAUAUCGCCGUCGUUAAUCCUUUCCCUCCCCGCCCUCCCCCCCAGAAUCCAGAUGUACUGUAUUUUUGAACCUGCGUACGGUGUGUGGUCUUAACUCGUCCGUUUUCUUUGAAGUCGUUGUCGUGCCGGCCGAUUGGCUGAUCGGAGUGCGUGACGCCGCUCGCCCGGCGGCAGCGGCGUCCUGAUCCUUUCGCUCCACCUCGUGACCGCUAACUGGGAGAGCCUUUUUCGGGGGAAACACUGUGUACGAGGCGGCGUGUCGUCGUUCAGACGCUUCAGCAGGUAAACAAAGAGAGAGAGAGAGGGGGAGAGAGAGAGAGGCAAAAAAACAAAAAAAAACUAAAAAACCGCGACAAAAAAAAUACCAAACGAAAACUAGAGACUGUAUCUGUCAUCAUGUUUUACUGGUCGAAUCAAAAAAAAAAAAAGAAAAGAAAAAAAAGCCACAUUUGUGAUUUUCUUUCAAUGCGAACAGGGGCAGCCAGAUUCUUGUAAAAAUAUAAAUACUGUACAUAGACAUAAUAAUCUAUAUGGAGAGGUAACUAAAACACAAUGAGGUGUAGUAGCCCCUAUAUGCAGCUCUCUCCACCCGCACCCUGUGUGUGUGCGUGCGUGCGUGUGUGUGCGUGUGUGUGCGUGUGUGUCCAUCAGUCUGUUAAAGUGCGACAGGGACGUUUUAUGUAGACGCAGUGUGAAUCGGAGGAAGAUUUUCCAGCAGAUUUUAUCCCGAGACGAUCAAAGAAGAAGCAGUUUUGUAUUAUUCUGGAGAGUUCAAACUCUUUAAACUGAAAAUAUCAGAGAAAGAUCAAAAGUUUGUGUCAUUUCAGGAUCCAAAGUAAGAAAAAAAGACACUGAUGCUUCUUUUUUGUUUGUUUGUUUGGAAAGAAAAAUAAUAGAGACAUUUAAGAUGUUGGUGUAUUAGAGCCACAAUUAGUGAGAAAAUACAAGGAAAAUGUGCAAAUCAAGUCAAAUGUAAAGAUUAUCAUGGAAAUGUUGAGUGUGAAGUUGAAAUAUUCCAGAAAGCAGCCAAUCUCAAAAGACAAAGUCAAAAUGUGUGGAAAAUAUUUAGACUUUUGACAAAAACUUGACGUACAAAGAAUCUCCUCUUUUCUCGAUUGUUUAUCUUUACUCUUGAAAUGCUGCAUCGCCUUAACUUGUAUUUUCCUCCUUGUAAUUUGACACCAGCCUCAUCGUUGUGACAUUAUAAAGUUGCUGUUUCGAAGGCAAAUUCCAAAAAAAAAUCCACUUUUAUCAGCACAGAAAUAGAAUUUAAAAAUGAUCUGUGACGAUCUCGUAUGUUUAAAGUUCUUUGACAGAUGUUAAAAUCUGAAUGAUCUGUAAUUUAAAGUGGCUUUAAUUCACCAUUUUCAGGUUCAUUUAAAUCAUCGGUGUCAAACUGGGAAGAGAACAGCAGAACGACCUCUGAACAUCAGCUCUUUGAUGCACUUUUUACAGAUUUUUUGAACAACCUGUAACUUUUAAAGACGCCUUCAGUGUGUUUUCACAAACUCAUGAAGUGGCUUUAAUGCUAAUGCCCUUCCAUUAGCACUGCUAUCUUUACAUAUCCUGAGGGCCGGUGUUGACCCUCCUGCGGGUUGUUUUUGGCCCGCGGGCCAUGCGUUUGACACCCUUGAUUUAAAGCACAGCCGAGAGACGAAUUCGCCGCGGUUUGGUUUGUUUUGCUGUGGCGUGUUUGUGGUUGAAGUGGUGAGACUGAGUCCCUGAAGCUUCUCGCCCAGCGAAGUGCACUGUGUGAAUAAAACAGAAAUAUAUUUACGAGGGAGACGCCGCGGCGUCCGCACGUCGCUGCAGUUCCGGUACUCUUACUUGAAUUUGUCCUUUGUUGAAAACAAAGACGCUGCACAACGAAAAUCUCUUUAACUCGUGGCGUUUGUUGCGACUCGGCGUCGGACUCUACCCCCCACCUCGGGUCGAAUCGGGUUUCCACGAGCCGGAGGAGACUGGGGAGCACUGUGCCACGCGGCGCCGCUGCAGGCGGCCCGGCCCGGUAAACCUGAACCUAACUGCAGCGACGACCGGAGGCCGUCGGGAGGAAAGGGAAACUCCACAUGAAGUUUACAUACAGAGAAGCUCCUAUUGUAGCAAUAAGCCCCACAGGGAUGCUCUUCACUGCAGACGCUGAACCAUCCAAACCUGAAGAACUCCGUUAUUCGUCUCAUUUUUUUAUUAUUAUUUAAGUGCCAGUCUCGUAGUUUAUUAUUAAAAAGAAAACUUGUUAGCAAACCCAUAAGAUUUAUCUAAACUUUUUUUAAAAAUGAUGAACAUCCAGGUAGAUUUGAAAGUAAAAUAAAACUGAAUGUUUGUGAAAAUUUUUGCUGCUUGUAAUUUGACACCAGCCUCGUGGCUUCAUUCCACAGCGUUUCCAGGGACUUUUGAAUCUAGUAAGCUAACAAAUUUAGGAUACAGCUUUGAGUGUUGUAAUUUGACGCCAGCUUCAUGAUUCUGAGUCGAUGCAGACGUCCCGAUAAAGAAAUCUACAAGCCAGUCGAUAUUUAGCUCUCACGGCUAACUGACGGUGAUCAAGCUAACCUCUGCUGUCAUUACAGUUACGUCAACGUUUGUAAUUUGACACCAGCCUCAUCAUUGUGCCGGUUACAAUCUGAUCCUGCUGUGAGCACACGACUGAAAGCUUAUUGUCAUCAUGAACUCAUUAAAUUAAUGUAAAUAGAUGGCUAGGCUCGUAAUUUGACACCAGCCUGAUAGAGACGGCCAUAUAUGGACAUGUUUGCUUCAGUAUACCUUUUAAAUGACAAAAAAAAAAAAUGGAGUCCAUCCCCAGAAACAUGUCUUUGUUUUCCUCUUGACUCUGCAGUAAAGAACAUCUUGCGGGUUUUGGUACAACAGCUACCAGCUCAUGUGCACUGACUCAAACAUAUAUCAGAUUUUAAGGCAGAGAAUAAAGAAAGUAUAUGAAAAGUUUUAUCCCGGGACUCGAGGCUCACUGUGAAACGUGGGAGCCGCUCCGAGUUGAGCCGGGCCGCAGAGAAAAAAACGUCUUAUUCAAAGAAACUCCUAAAAAAGAGACGGUUUGUUUACAGAUUGUGUGUGUGUGUGUGUGUGUGUCAGCAUCUCAUUUCUCUUUACGUUUCCUCAUUUUUACAA